GCGGUUGAGGGCCGGGAAGGCUGCCCUGCGGGGGGCCCCGGGAGCCAGCCCGGGCCUCCCUCCUGGCCGGGUAGACGGUCAGAGUCUGGGAGGUGUCAAGGGCGAUGCACAGGCCAGGCCCGGCCCGGCAACAGGAAGGGCGGUGGGGCUGGCCCGUGCCAGGGCAAGGGAGACAUGGGCUUGCGCUCAGUUGUGUGGGUGGUGAUGGCCGGUGCUGGGGAGACAUGCCAGAAAGCAGAUGAAAUACAGGAGGGUGAAGACCAGUGGGGAACAGAGACCAGAGGUACUCCUCACUUAACGACCUACCUGUUUAACGACCGUGCGGACUUACGACCGCGCGGUCGUGGAAACGGAAGUACAAGAUGUCAGCGAAAAGGAAGAGCAUGACUUCACCUGGAGGAAGCGCCAAGAAACAAAGGAAGGCUAUUGAUCUUGUGAUGAAAAUGAAGAUCAUAAACGACUAUGAAGCUGGUAAGAAAGUUAAAGCGAUAGCACGUGACUUAGAGCUGGCGCAUUCGACCAUUUCGACAAUCUUGAAGGAUAAAGAGAGAGUGAAAGAGGCAGUGAAAGCAUCGACAGGAUUUAAAGCCAUAAUAACUAGGCAGCGGAAAGGCCUCAUUCAUGAAAUGGAGAAAUUACUGGCAAUCUGGUUUGAUGACCAGAUACAAAAAAGAAUGCCGAUGAGCCUUUUAAUAAUUCAAGCCAAGGCACGCAGCAUCUUUGAGACUUUGAAGGUGCGCGAAGGCGAAGGAUCCACGGAAACAUUUACGGCAAGCCAUGGAUGGUUUCAACGAUUUCGCCGGAGAUUCAACGUGCAUAAUCGGAGUAUCAGCGGGGAGGCGGCAAGCGCGGACGUAGAAGCAGCGGAAAAAUUUGUUGACCAAUUUGAUGAAAUCAUUGAGAGAGGUGGCUGCCGUCCAGAACAGAUCUUCAAUGUGGAUGAAAUCAGACUUUUUUGGAAGAAAAUGCCCGAAAGGUCCUACAUACACAAAGAAGCUAAAACAAUGCCCGGUUUCAAGGCUUUUAAAUCUAACGAAGAUUUAAUAGAGUUGGAAGCGCAGCAGCACUUGGAAGAGGAAGAAGAAGAGGAAAGAAUGGAAGAAGUACAAAAGAAGUUUACUCUAAAUGGGUUAGCUGGUGUGUUCUUGAAAGUGAAUGCGGCUAUAUUAGAACUAGAGGGUAUGGACCCAAAUGUUGAACGGUUCACGAAAGUGGAACGGCAAAUGAAUGAACUUUUACGAUGCUAUCGUGAAAUUUAUGAAGAAAAAAAGAAAAUUACAAAGCAGACCACACUAACGGGAUUCUUCUCGAAAGCUAUACCCAGGACCCCUGCUGAUAACUCCAAUGAUGACGCUGAUGACCCCGAACCACUACCACACUUUGAAGGAUUCGAUGACUAAAAUGUUAAUCUCAAUGUCUUUUUUUAUAACUAAUUUUUUUGGUACAUCAUUUUUAUAAUUUUCGCUGAUUGUAUUUUUAUGUUCUGUAAUAUGUAAGAGUUAUGCAAAUUAAAACAAAGUUAUCAAG
Alligator sinensis (Chinese alligator) is the source of this 1527-nucleotide messenger RNA. Its product is annotated as tigger transposable element-derived protein 1-like. Gene Ontology annotation, cellular component: nucleus. Bases 363 to 1400 code for a protein of 345 amino acids. Gene Ontology annotation, molecular function: DNA binding. Lineage: Eukaryota; Metazoa; Chordata; Crocodylia; Alligatoridae. The transcript has 2 exons. The record is from RefSeq and is a predicted model, not a curated record.